AUGGAUGAAUCCAUCUAUCCGAGACCGGAGCUAAUCAUUCCAGAACGACACCUAAAGGAUGGCCAAUGCAUCAAGGAUGACCGAAUAACAGGAUUUUCAGUCGGUAAAAGAGCCUGUUUAGGUGAGAACCUGGCUAGAAUGGAGGUUUUUAUGUUUUUCACGACGCUAAUGCAGAAGUUUCAAUUCGAGCCAGAGGGUGUGUAUCCGCCAGAGAUCAGAAGCCAAACAUCUACUCUCCGCGCUCCUUUGCCAUAUAAAAUUCGUGUCAUUGAUAGAUGUGUAUAG
Messenger RNA from Strongylus vulgaris, 285 nucleotides. Lineage: Eukaryota; Metazoa; Nematoda; Chromadorea; Rhabditida; Strongylidae. The record is from the annotation of a GenBank genome assembly.